Molecule: messenger RNA, 2443 nt
Organism: Conger conger (European conger)
Lineage: Eukaryota; Metazoa; Chordata; Actinopteri; Anguilliformes; Congridae
Product: tetratricopeptide repeat protein 38-like
Exons: 7
Coding region: 166-825 (219 amino acids)
Source: RefSeq, a predicted model, not a curated record
AUAACUGGUCUUCUUGAACCACAAUGGCUUCAGUCCUGCUAAGAAUGAGUUCUGCAAUGAACUCAGCAUCUGAUUUUAACUAAACUGAAGGCGUUAAAAACCGUGAGUAAAAAUGAUGGUGGAAAUGAAAAGAAAAUAUGUUCUGCUCUUUUUCAGGUCUGUGACAUGAUUGCUUCUCACAACUACUGGCACUGGUCUCUGUAUUUCAUUGAAAAGGGUCAGUACGAGGAAGCCCUGACUAUAUUUGACAAUCAUGUGAUGCGCCUCUGCAAGGCGUCGGGGUCGAUGCUGGACAUGGUGGACGCCUGCUCCAUGCUCUACCGGCUGGAGAUGGAGGGUGUAAAUGUAAAGGAUCGCUACCGGGAGCUGCUCCAGCAGACCAAGCCUCACACGGAGGACCACGUCCUGCUCUUCAACGACCUCCACUUCCUGAUGACGGCACUGGGAGCCAAGGAGGAGGCGACUUCACGCCGCCUGGUGGAAACUCUGCAGGAGCUGGCAGAAGCCCCGGGGGAGAAUUUGCAGCACCAGUUGGCGCGGGGCCUUGGGGUGCCCAUGUGCCAGGCCAUGGUGGCGUACGACCAGGGGGACUUCGGCAAGGCCGUGGAGCUCCUGCGUCCCCUCCGCUACCGCUUCACAGGCAUAGGGGGCAGCGACGCGCAGAGGGACGUCUUCCAGCAGUUGCUUGUGCAUUCGGCAUUGAAGUCGGAUAAGAAACAGCACCAGAAGUUUGCCAGAUGCCUGCUGGUGGAGCGUGACGCCGCCAGACCCAACUCUCUGCUCACCAACCGGCUGAUCCAGAGAGCCAACGCUCUGCACAUCUGAGGGCUGUUCUCCAUCUACCAACAGAUGGUCUUUCCUUUCGAAAAACAAAUAUAAAUCUUAGCAGUCCCAUAAUCCAUUAUGAAUCUGAAAGGAAUUAAGCCGUAUAUUAUAUUAGCUGCGCAUAUUUCAUAGCUGAAUAUCACGCAAUGAAACAAAUUUAUAGCCUUCAGUUAUGCAUUCGUAACAUUUUUUUUUUUUCUCCAAAUUUCAUCGUUGCAAUCAAUUCAAAAGCAAGGAAUUCAACCCGGCAUUUGAUGGUGGCUGUCCUUUGUGUAUGUAAGGUGCCUUGCUCUUACAUUCAGUGAUGGUCAACCAAUUCAAACCAAGAGGACUGAUGUAGUCACUGUUCAAUGAUCAGCAGAUUCAAACCAAGAGGACUGAUGUAGUCACUGUUCAAUGAUCAACAGAUUCAAACCAAGAGGACUGAUGUAGUCACUGUUCAAUGAUCAGCAGAUUCAAACCAAGAGGACUGAUGUAGUCGCUGUUCAAUGAUCAGCAGAUUCAAACCAAGAGGACUGAUGUAGUCACUGUUCAAUAAUCAACAGAUUCAAACCAAGAGGACUGAUGAAGUCACUGUUCAAUGAUCAGCAGAUUCAAACCAAGAGGACUGAUGUAGUCACUGUUCAAUGAUCAGCAGAUUCAAACCAAGAGGACUGAUGUAGUCACUGUUCAAUGAUCAACAGAUUCAAACCAAGAGGACUGAUGUAGUCACUGUUCAAUGAUCAGCAGAUUCAAACCAAGAGGACUGAUGUAGUCACUGUUCAAUGAUCAGCAGAUUCAAACCAAGAGGACUGACGUAGUCACUGUUCAAUGAUCAACAGAUUCAAACCAAGAGGACUGAUGUAGUCACUGUUCAAUGAUCAGCAGAUUCAAACCAAGAGGACUGACGUAGUCACUGUUCAAUGAUCAACAGAUUCAAACCAAGAGGACUGAUGUAGUCACUGUUCAAUGAUCAGCAGAUUCAAACCAAGAGGACUGAUGUAGUCACUGUUCAAUGAUCAGCAGAUUCAAACCAAGAGGACUGAUGUAGUCACUGUUCAAUGAUCAGCAGAUUCAAACCAAGAGGACUGAUGUAGUCACUGUUCAAUGAUCAGCAGAUUCAAACCAAGAGGACUGACAUAAUCACAAGGUUAUGGCAUAAAUACGAUGCCCGGCCAUCUUGUAUUCACAGCCGUUUAUCACAGCUGUAACCUCGCCUGUUGCUUUGUGAGAGCACAAACCAACAGCCUCACUUGCACGGACACACCGCAGGUACCCAACUGGCCACAGGGGGGCGCUAGUGAGCGGUCUAAAACCAAUGUUGGUGACACACCAACGUCCUGCUGACUGUAGCUCCACCCCCUCUCCGCAGUGCCCCAGCCAAACACACACCACCCUUUUUAUACCGCUAUUUGUUAAAUCGUAUAUAAUUGCAUGUCUAAUCACAUGAGAUUAUGUUAAUGCUUAAGAAAUACAAUGUUGCCAAAGGCGUGCUUUUUAGACCAGCAUUUUAUUAAUAAACACUUACAAACCAUUAAAAAAAAGCAAAAUCAAAAUCAAUUCAGAAUGUUAACACAAAUAUACAGUCAUAAUUUGAUUAUAUGUAACAGCUCCAAUAAAAACAUAUUUCCAAUUUCAA